UAAAACCUCGUUAAGCUCAAUCCUUAUUCAUCACCUUCUCGCUCACCCCGAGAUGGGCCAGGUUGCAUUCUUUUACUUCUCGGACAAUGUAGCCUCGCCGGAUGGUUCGAGGGCUAUUCGCAAUGAUUUAUCCACCAUUUUCCUUAGUAUCCUAGCGCAAUGUUGUCUUCUUCCUGAUGGAACAAUCUCAAAGGCUGUGCAUUGUGCCUUCGAUGACAGCGAAAAACAGGCUCCUGGGGGCUGCGACCUGAGCCUUGGAGCUAUACUAAAUCUGCUAGAAACAGUGUUUCUAGAAAGGCCAGAGGACCAGUUCACAUUUAUCUUUGAUGCCUUGGAUGAAUGUGGCGACCGACAGGGCUUCCUCUCCUCUCUCACUCAAAUAUUACGUUCCCGCCCAAAAGUGAGACUGUUCAUAUCAUCGCGGUUCGGCAUUGACAUAUCAGACCACCUGAAGUCCUACCAUACCUUGUCUAUCUCAUCCCAUAGCUCGACUGACAUCCGUUCCUAUGUUGAGAAUGAAGUCAAAAGUCGAUACGCAAGUAGCGGGAUGAAUGAAAAGCAGGCUACUCGACUCAAGGAUGCACUAAAUCUUUACUCGGACGGAGUGUUCCGAUGGGUUGUUUUGGAAUUGGACAUUUUCCUUCCCCGAUCGCCUCGUCAAGGAAGCAGGCAAAUGCCCAGAGACAUUGAGAAUCGACUGGAGAGAUUGGAGCAUUCCCAUGCACCCGCAGUUGAAAGACUAUUCGGGGCAUACCAAGAACUCUACGAAUACGCACUUGGAGCAGAGGAUGAACAUUCUCGAAGGCAUGUUGUGAAGACCGCCAUAACCAGGGUCCUAUGUUCGUUUACUCGUGUUACGCAAUACGAUCUAUUGCAUGCGGUAUCGGUUCAGCCAGAUGGCUCGAUAGACAUGACCAUUCAGCUCGAGGUUAUACUAGACUAUUGCAGCAAUUUCCUGGUCAAAGAACCAAGUGGCAUCAUCAAGCUUGCUCACCUGUCUGUGAGGCAAUUCUUUGAGAGAAUGCCAGAGUUUGCACCACCGCAACAACACCUACGAGUGGCCUCUUACUGCUUACAGGUUGUGCAGUCUUUAUCAGUGGAGGGCGAUAUUCAAUUACAUAGGUCACAACGACCAGGAACCCGGGAUUUCUCACGGCUGAGAAGCUCACUUGUCAUCCCUAAAGCGCUUGUCGACCUCAAAGCAGUUGAUACUGCUACGAUUUACUCCUACCUCUAUUGGUCCGCUCAUUGUAGAGCCACAUUGGGCUCAGUCAAGCUUUCAGAGUCACAUUGGGCUGGAGGCGUCCGGGACGUCCUGGUGGAAGACCUGACGCCACUGCAUUCAAUGAUCGCAGCGGGAAGGGACUUUUCCACCCGAGACGUUUUAGGCAAUACAAAACUGCAUGAAGUUGUCCAGCAGAACCAGCUAGCGGAGUUGGAUCUCCUCCUACGCCUCGACUCUCUCCAGGGGCAGUCGCAACUGAAUGUUGAAAAUAAGGCCGGAAAUCUGCCCAUACACCUCGCUGCAAUGCGGGGCUUCCGAGACGCUUUCCAUGACUUGGCGCUGGCAGGGUCUAGGCUUGACGCAACCAAUUCUUAUGGCCUGACACCACUUCAGCUUGCAAUUAUUUUCGGCAGAGUUGAAAUUUUACAGCUAGCCUGCCGCAUCGGCAUUGAUAUCUACCAGCCUGACCGAUUUGGAAACUGCCUACUCCAUUGCGCUUCCUUUAUUAGCCGGACAGAUAUCGUCCACGUCCUCCUCAAGGCUGGCGCCUGCCCAGACGUUCCGAACCAAGCCGGAGAUACUCCCUUCUUUGAGCCUCUGAAGUGGGCCAAUGUGACCACCAACAUACGCAAUAAGAUUGGUGGGGUGGCUGCUGACGAAUUCCUCAAACAUUCGCGGGAGCCAGCGACCGACGAUAGGCGAAAGGCCAGAGGGUAUAGUCUCAAGUUUAGGCACCAAGCCGACCAGCCAAAGGUGUGCAUUGAUGACGCUGAAAUUUCCUCAUGUCGAUUUUGUAACCUUCAGACCUGGUUGGAGGGUUCCCAAGAAGGCCUGCAGUACGACCUAAGCUCCUCUGAUGAAGAACUUGCGGAUAUGGAUGCGAAUGGUUGUAAACUUUGCCAACUCCUGAUAAAGGAACUCUCGAGUGCCCGCUUAAGCAAGACAUCAGAAGUCAAAGUGAGGGUUGCCUUGGAGUCCGGAAGAGACAUUUUGGCUCUUUCCUACGCAGGGUCUGAGAUCGAGCUGGAGUUUUGCAUUAAUUCUGAAGGUUAGUUUCCCAAAGCCUCUGCUACUCUCCUAGCCCCCCCAAAUCAAAGGAUGGGAUUUGCCGUAUUGGCUUCAAUUAUUGAAAUCACGGUAGCCCGUGAUUCCACACUAUUAUUUAGGACAACUAAUAGGUCACAACGGAGAACUCCUUCUG
Aspergillus wentii DTO 134E9 is the source of this 2426-nucleotide messenger RNA. RefSeq lists its product as uncharacterized. Bases 53 to 2278 code for a protein of 741 amino acids. Lineage: Eukaryota; Fungi; Ascomycota; Eurotiomycetes; Eurotiales; Aspergillaceae. The transcript is spliced from 2 exons. Gene Ontology annotation, molecular function: protein binding. The record is from RefSeq and is a predicted model, not a curated record.